AUGGCUCCCCGGCUGCUGCCGCGGUGGAGUCUCGCCGGACUGCAGCGGGCGUCGAGCACGGGGCAGGCGGAGGCAGCUUUGCGGCCAGCAGGGCUCUUGACGGGGAAGACGGCGCUCUGGGUCGGCGGGGGCCAGCAGCGCGGCGUGCAGUACGGAUGGAGCACGCAGGCGAAGCGCGGAUCGAAGCCGACACGGUUCAACCAGCGGACGGCGGGGCUACCAGCGCCAACGACGGGCCCAGCAGCAGCACUGCAGCGCAAAGCAGCGACGACGCCGGUGCGGACGGGGGUGCUGGCGACGAAGCGGGGCAUGACGGCGUUCUACAGCAAGAGCGGGACGCGGAUUCCGUGCACGGUGCUGCAGCUGGAAGACGUGCAGGUGGUGGCGACCAAGACGCGGGCCGGCCACGGCUACUGGGCCGUGCAGGUGGGCAGUGGGACGCGGCGGGCGGCCACGGUGGCAGCGCCGCUGCUGGGCUACUACGAGGCCAAGGGCGUGGCACCCAAAGCUCAUCUGGCCGAGUUCCGGGUACGCGAUGCGUCCGGACUGCUGACGCCGGGCGUCGCCCUGCAGCCGGACUGGUUUCAUGUCGGCCAGUGGGUCGAUACCCGGUCGCUGUCGCGUGGCUUCGGCUUCGCCGGUGCCAUGAAGAAACACGGCUUCAAGGGCCAGAACAAGACCCACGGCAACUCGCUCAACCACCGCACCAUGGGCACCACCGGACCGUCGCAGGGCAGUGGCAGUCGUGUCAUGCCCGGCAAGAAGAUGCCUGGUCGCAUGGGCUGUGAGCGCGUCACCGUCCAGAACCUCAACGUCCUCCAGGUCGACAACGAGCUCGGUAUCGUCGUCGUCAAGGGCGCCGUCGGCGGGCCCAAGGGCGCCCUCGUUCGCCUCCAGGACGCCGUCAAGAAACCACAGCCGUCGCCCGCGUUUGUCGCCGAAUCGCGCGCCCGUGUCGAGCUGCGCAGCCCCUACGCUGCUGCCCGCCUCGAGGCUGCCCGCGUCCGCCACCUCGAGCUGCAGCAGGCUCGCCGCGAGGGCCGCAUCGCCGACCUGCUCGCCCGCGGCCUGUCCGGACUGACAAUAGAGACUGGGGCGCCAGAGGUCGCGCCAGAGACCGCGCUAGCAUAG
Molecule: messenger RNA, 1131 nt
Organism: Grosmannia clavigera kw1407
Lineage: Eukaryota; Fungi; Ascomycota; Sordariomycetes; Ophiostomatales; Ophiostomataceae
Product: 50S ribosomal protein l3
Exons: 1
Coding region: 1-1131 (376 amino acids)
Biological process (GO): translation
Cellular component (GO): ribosome; mitochondrial large ribosomal subunit
Molecular function (GO): structural constituent of ribosome
Source: RefSeq, a predicted model, not a curated record